AUGGAAGAACAUGAAAGUCAGGUCCUCCAGGUUGAAUGUAGCAUGGAAUGCUCUCUGCUUGGUGAACAAGAGCAAAGUCACUCAGCAGGUACUGAUAUAGUUCUUGGUAGAUGGUAUUUAUUAUAGAAUUGCAUAAUUGAGUAAAAUCACGCAUUCUGAUUGGUUAACGAAGAGAGGUAUUCAGUGUGGAAUUGCGAGUUGAAAACGAGGCUAAGGGAUGUUUUUUCGCAUCUGCGUAACAACUAUCGUCAAAUUGUAACACAACAACUGCAAAAAAGGUUUUCUGCGAUGUCAUUUUAAAAUGUUUUCAAAAUCAUUGUCACCUUUUGUAUAUCCUUUCUUAACAUACUGUAAUGUCGCCUGGUCCUCCACCUACUGUUCCAGCCUAAACUGUAUUUACCUUUUGCAAAAGCGUCUAGUGCGGCUCAUAACAAAAGCUCACUAUCUAGCAAAUACCGCCCCUUUGUUUAGCCAGCUUAAAGUCCUUGACAUAUUUAGUAUUAAUUCAUUUUCUGUCACUACUUUUAUGUAUUGUUAUCACCAUAAUCUUUUGCCGAGUAGCUUUCGAGCUGGCUACUCUAAAACUUCUGGAGAACACUGAACAAUAGAAAUAUAUAAGAACCAAUGAGCCUCAGGUGUCACAAUCUGCUUGCUUAUCUUCGUAGCCAUGGAAGAACAUGAAAGUCAGGUCCUCCAGGUUGAAUGUAGCAUGGAAUGCUCUCUGCUUGGUGAACAAGAGCAAAGUCAAUCAGCAGGUACUGAUAUAGUUCAUGGUAGAUGGUAUUUAUUAUAAAACUUAAUAAUAUACAUGGAAAAAUUUCUUGAAUGAGAUUGGCUUAGAGCAGUGCAGUUUUUAGUAAACACAGUAAAAAAACAAGGAAACAUAAUGCAAAAAUAAGGAAAUAAAGUGCAAAUUUCUCAGAGAAUGAAAACCUGUGAACAAUCAGUGUUCUCCAGAAGCGCAGGCGACUGGUGGUUUUGCUGCCUACUCUUAUGACUCAAAACAGUAAAAAAAACUGUCUGUACCUUUUAUCUUGAAUUUUUCAGAAGGUCCUAAAAGAAACAAAAACAAUAACUUGUCGUACAAAAAGCUCUUUUGCUAAUGGUGUUAUCGAUAUAUUUACUGAAUGAUUUUUGAUGAGACAUUGCCAGAUAAUAUUUUUAAUUGUAAAAUAUCUAAGACAGUACAUGCAUUCUGAUUGGUUAAAACCAAUAGUUUAUUGUGCUGGUAAUCUCAUAGUAAACUGAAACAUGCUUUAAAGUUAUUUUAUAAAAGUAAAAGACCACAUUUUCUAUGGAUUUACCAGCAUGAUAACUCACUUGGUUCUUGGGAGAACUCUGGAAAAGCUUAUAAAUCCCGAGUUAAACUUCUCAGAUCUCUGGGCUUAAUGUCCCCAAACCCCUCCCUUAGAUACAGUACUCUCGCUUUAUCAGUGCUUGGUGUCAGGCACCAGUUUCUUUUGCUUUGGAAGCUGGCUACUCUAAAACUUCUGGAUAACACUGAACAAUAGAAAUGUAUAAGAACCAAUCAGCCUCAGGUGUCACAAUCUGCUUGCCCAAUUUAUUAAGAUUAUAUCUUAUCUUCUUAGCCAUAGAAGAACGUGAAAGUGAAGUCCUCCAACUUGAAUGUAGCAUGGAAAGCUCUCUGCCAGGUGAACAAGAGCAAGGUCAUUCAGCAGGUACUGAUAUAAUAAUUAUUGAUUACAGAAGAUGAUAUUUAUUAUGAAAGAUAAUAAUAUACAUGGAACAAUUUGUUGAAAGUGAUUGUCUUAGAGCAGUGCAAAUUUUAGUAAACACAGUGCAAAAAUGAGGAAAAAUUAUGCAAAUAAGAAUAAAAAAAUAUUUUCUCAGAGAAUGAAAAAAAUUAAUGUGAUUAGCUAAUAAACAAUAGAAAUAUAUCAGAACCAAUCAGGUACCACAAUCUGCUGGUCACCCCGUGGGAAGCCAGGUAGGUAACUUGACGAGUGGAAAAAUAGCUGGCAUACAAAGCAAAAUUUAGUUCUGUUAUGACAAAGUACUAUUGAACAAUUGAAAACAAAAAUCAAAUAUAAACGUUGUAAACAGGACUAUAUAUUGAUUUGAUGUUUGAAGCUAUUGUACAAAGAGAAAGGAUUUUCAGAGAAAAUUGAGAGUUUCUAGGAUGCCAAACCCAACAAACUGCUUAGUGGAGUCCUUCUACAUCAAGACUCAUGAGUAAUAUAAACAAACAAGUGGGCAACUGUGUGCCCAAAAUGGUCUGAAAAUUAAUUAUUAUGACAGCUAUGGACACGCAUUGAAAGAGUUAAGGAUACACCUGUCCAUAACUAAGGACAAACAAUUCAGUUCCUUGAUUUUGAGAUGCUAAAAUAAAAGCGAAACAACUAAGUAUGUUGCAAAAUUAAAGCAUACAAAGGCAGGAAAGUACAUGUAAAUUAUUUCAUGUGUAUUAUUAAAAAGUAAUCAUAUGACUUUUCUCACUCAAUGUGGAAUUUAUUUGCACUCAUGUGUUUUUCAAAAAGCUCAAAUUGCAUUUGCCCUUUAAUUUAAGGCUCAUUCAGUUUUGAUAUUUUUUGAAAAAUGGAAAUUGAACUCAAAGGCGAGUGACUACUUAUGCAAACACUCAUGCCCCAUUCACACGCUACCCAUUCACACCAACUAAACAUGUAUUAAAAUGAAAAACAGACACAGAAAAUUGGACCUCAGAUUCUCACACAGGAUUCAAAAUAAUGACCUUCAACCAUUCUGGUAAUUUGCAAGAAACUUAGUCAGUAUUGAAAAAGCAGCUAUUAUAAAGCAAACAAUUUUAACUUUGUUUAAGCUUUGGUGUGAAUGGGGUUAAGUAUUUUGUGGAAUAUAAAUGAAGAAGAAAAGGGGAAACAAAUGAUAACAAUAUUUGUAGUGAAUCAUGAAAACAAAUGCCUGUAUAAGAUCCUUGCAAAUAAGGGAGCGGACAUGCGGACAAAAGUACAACCACUUAAGGAUAGCUCCAAGGUGAGAAUAGGUUCAAAAUAGUUGUAGCACAGCAUGAAGGUCCUUUCUACAAGUACAAUUUGUAGCAGUUUUCUUUAUAAAAUGAGAUAAUGUUAGUAAAGCAUGUGAUAGUCAAGAUCUAUACAUUACAUCAAAAGACUGAUGACUGAUUUAUGAAAUCUCAGUCAGUAGUUAUCACCACUUAGAAAACGAUUUUCAAGCCUUGUUCUUUUAUCUAAGGUUUGGAAAAAUACUGUGUAUUUCCUUUUUGAAAUCAGGUUCUGAAAUCAGUAACACAAGCACCAUUAGGUAGGCAGGCUGUAGCCUGCAUAGCCCAAGAGUCACAAUUCUAUUAAUUCUUCUUCUGUAAUUGAAUACCCCAAACAACUUCACUUAUCCCUCAGGCAUGCUAAAAAUAGAGUCCACUAGUGCCACUAAGCUUAUAUUGUGUAGUUGGUAAAUAAAGAUAAUUCAUUUACUAGGAGAAGAGAUGGAAAGGGACACCCUUGUACUAGAAAAUGCCCCAAUCGAGGAAGCAAGCAACGUGCAGGAAACACAGCAACCUCUUCCAGAAGUAAAUAAUAGUAGCCACCUAGAAGAUGACCGCCUUAUUGCUAGAGCAAGGGCAGUUGGUGUGGACUAUGAGUUUGCAAAGCCUGGUGAAGUGGAAACGGAGGAUGACAUGAGAAAAAGACAGCGGCGAAACCAAAGAAGAAUAUCAGAACAAGAGAAAAGGUUGCGUGAAGCUGUUGGAGAUCUACCACCUCCUCCACCUGCAGGGUCAAGUCAGCAAGAAGAUAAUGCGUACAGUGCUAUUCGUGCAUUUGAGGUGGAGCAGAUGACUUAUGCAUUCUUUUUUUGUGAGGUCUGCAAGGAAAGGCGAUUGGAGUGCAAGGGCACCAGAAACAUGUGUACUCGCUGCAGAAGAGAUAAGAAGGUGCCAAAAGUUUGGUCUGGUGAGAAUAACAUGGAUCCAAUGGCUGUUCCUGAGAUUUUGUCUAACAUGUCAGAUGCUGAACAGAUGCUGAUAGCCAGGCUAGCACUUACUGUGCAUGUACACCUACUGAAGCAUGGAGGUAUUGCCUCAAAGGGACAUUGCAUUGCUUUCCCACAGGCUGUGCAAGAACCAGCCACUAUUCUUCCACGCCUACCAGCAGAGGUGGAUAUCAUACGCGUGAGAAGACAAGGAAAAGAUGAUACCCAUAAGGACUUCAGGGUUAGAAGACACCGUGUUGAAGGAGCCCUUCGUUGGCUCAAGGACAACAAUCCUGCUUAUGGUGAUGUUGUUAUUGAUGGCGCCGCAGACAGAGAAUUUACCAGAAGAUGGUGA
Molecule: messenger RNA, 4279 nt
Organism: Porites lobata
Lineage: Eukaryota; Metazoa; Cnidaria; Anthozoa; Scleractinia; Poritidae
Source: the annotation of a GenBank genome assembly